Molecule: messenger RNA, 1410 nt
Organism: Serendipita indica DSM 11827
Lineage: Eukaryota; Fungi; Basidiomycota; Agaricomycetes; Sebacinales; Serendipitaceae
Source: the annotation of a GenBank genome assembly
AUGUUGUCCAUCCUUUUCACAGCUCUCUCCACCAGCGCCCUUCUCGUCUCUGGCGCACCCAUCCUCGAGAAACGCAUCGCACAGGUCAUUGCACAAGCUACAGCAGACUGGGAACAAGCUUGUCUCAGAGCCGGUGGUGGCCAGGCCUGCAAUCCCCUCUCCGUCUCGUCCAUGGCCACUUUGCUCGCGGCCCCGCCUCCGUGUGCACAACAAGACGCCGCAGACUCGAUGAUCGAUCUCGCUCGUAAACUAGGAAACGAUGCAGAGAUGAUUCGUCUCGCCCAGCUCUUCAGGCAGCAACCACGGAAUGCACCAGACUCAGUCUCCUCUCUUUACUGCCAGCAACCUCCGCGUAACAACGAACUUCAGGGUCUUUUCCAAUGCCAAUUCCAAGGUGUCAAUGACAAUGUCUUCACCGGUGGCGUAGCCCUCGGCGCCCCUGGCACUAUCCCCCUGGGUCUCAGUUCACUCAGCCCGCCCGGGUCUUGCCCCGCUAAUCCUGGUGGAAAGAUUCCAGACGGUCAGCAGUUGAACAAGAUUGUCAACAAUCCUGGACGCGGAAACGGUGGCGGAAACAAUGGCGCCGCUCAGCCUUCACAACCAGCUCCUCCCGCUCAGUCGAAUGCUCCGGCUCCAGCUCCGGCACCGGCUACACCUGCACCUGCACCUGCGCCCGCCCCGGCUAACAACGGUGGCGGUUUCCAGGCUCAAAACGCUAGGGAUGCACAGGCUCUAAACCAACAAUUCAAGGGACUCACAGCUGGCUCCGCAUGCACCGUCGGCCAAGUCGCAUGUCUCUCCAACGGCCAAUUCGCACAAUGCCCCAACGGCGCCUUUGUUGCGACUCCCUGUGCCGGUGGAACACAGUGCAUCGCACUUCCACUUGUUAACAAGGCUGGCACGAGUGUAACAUGCACGACGUUGGACGAUGCUGCCCGUCGAUUCGCUGCUGCGGGUGUCUCGGGAGGAUUUGACGGUCAACAAGGAUCUGGUAAUGCCACGCAGAACCAGAAUCAAAACCAGCAAGUUGCCCAGCCCGCACCUGCACCUGCACCCGCCCCAGCACCGGCACCAGCACCGGUACCAGCACCAGCUCCCGCUCCGGCUAAUAACGCCAGUGGUUUCCAGGCCCAAAACGCUCGUGACGCUCAGGGCUUGAACCAAAAGUUCAAGUCGAUUAGCGUCGGCUCGCCAUGCACCGUCGGUGAAAAUGCGUGCACGUCUGAUGGGCAAUUUGCGCAAUGUCCUAAUGGGACGUUUGUCGCCACCCCUUGUGCGGGUGGCACGCAAUGCCUUGCGCUCCCGCUCGUCAACAAGGCGGGUACGAGCGUAACCUGCACGACACUCGACGAUGCGGCCAGGAGGUUUGCAGCUGCGGGUGUUACGGGUGGAUUUGAUGGGCAACAAUAA